Molecule: messenger RNA, 291 nt
Organism: Geodia barretti
Lineage: Eukaryota; Metazoa; Porifera; Demospongiae; Tetractinellida; Geodiidae
Source: the annotation of a GenBank genome assembly
AUGAUGGACUACGCCAUUCCGCGGGCGCACCUGGUGCCCGACAUUGAAGUGCAUUCGACCGUUACGCCGUCGCCGCACAACCCGUUGGGCGUGAAGGGCAUCGGCGAGACAGGAACCAUUGCCUCUACGGCUGCCAUUUACAGCGCCGUCAUGGACGCUCUGAAACCGCUGGGCGUUACCCAGCUGGACAUGCCGCUGACACCCGAAAAGGUGUGGCGGGCCAUCCAGGAGGGCGGCCACGGGAACGGUCACGGCCAUGGGCAUGACCACGGUCAUGGACACAACCACUAA